CAGAAGAAGAAGAAACACGACAAUAAGUUAAACAAUGCGCUUAUUGUUAUUAUUUUACUUCAGCUGUUUAUUAAUUUAAUUAGUAACGCGAUUAAACUGCGGAUUACAGAAGAAUGUGAGAGAUGGAGAAGGUGAGUGAUGCCCUGCAGGUGUCUCUCAGUGUGGUGGGAGCGUUGGAGUGUGUGGUGCGGCGGUGUGUGGGUCCGAGUGGAGGGACGGUGAUCUUCACCAGAGACACAGGAGAGACACUCAUCACCAAACAUGGACACACCGUCCUCACCACACUGCACCUGGAGCAUCCUAUAGCCAGGAUGGUGUUGGAGUGUGUGUGCGCACACGAGGGCGUUACAGCCGACGGUUCGAAGUCGUUUAUCCUCCUGCUGGCUGCGCUGCUGCGGGGGAUCCGUGACUCUGUGCACGACUCCACACACACACACCGCCGCCACGCCGUCAGGAAACUGGCCAAUCAGCUUCACGUCUUCUGCUGGGAUGGUUUGGAUGAUGUCAUAGCUCAUGGUGUCGUUCCUUACGCCUCGUCAUUGUUCGCUACUGGUGGAUAUGAGCCAGAAGGCGGAGUCUUGGCCGCGUUAGUAGGCGGGUACAUCGGUGGGCGUGUCAGUCCUGGACAGGUCGAUGUUCUCACGCCGCUGUUGUGUGAGCUCUACACGAGGGUCGCACACAGAGACGAGGACGGCGCAGCCAUCUCAUUUAUUAACUCGAACUUCUCUGAGCUGCACGCGGCCGUGUCGGGACUCCACAGCGCCCAGUCACGCGUGGUGGAAGGUCUGCUCCUGGCUUGUGAUUGGUCCGUUUGGAAGGAGACCGACGCCCCGGUUAAGGUACUGAUUGUUUUUGAGAAAUUAGACGCACUUUAUGACGAGAGUGUGAGUGUUCAGCUUCAGGAGGGUUGGACGGUUCAGAGUGACCGCAUCAUACAGGAAAGAUUAGCGGCGACUCUGCGCGUCCAGGUGAGCAUCGUGCUGUCGGCGGUAAAGCAGUCGGACCGUGUGCUGGAGUGGGCGUGGCUGAACGGUGUCUUAGUGCUGGAACGCUGUGAUCCGGGACAGCUGGACCUGCUGUGUGACCUCACCGCGGCAGAAACGCUCACUGUACAGCCGCGGAUACGCGUCGGGACGUUAACACACUGCCGUCGAGUUCAGCUUGGGGGACACAAGUACGCUAACAUCGGGGUCACGCACACGUCAGUACACGUACACACCCUGGUGCUGUGUGCGCCCUCUGCAGGACCGCUCGAACAGAGCGUGAGCAUCAGUCGAGGCGUGUUCUCCAUGCUGCAACAUCUGAGUCAGUCUCACAGACACAACAACGUCUCACUGCGUCCCCACCAGCAGAGGGUUGUGUCCACGCCCCCUCUUACAUCCUUGCCCUCCCUCACCUCCCCUCCCCCUCUCGCGCCCCCAUCGCCCCAUUCACCGUGUCAGAACCUGCGCAGGUGCAUUUUAACCAAUGGUGAUGUCAUCCCUGUGGGAGGAGCUUUCGAGUUUCUGUUCCGUCACUCCUUGCUGCACAGUAACCACGGCGACCCCGAGAGCCGCAGACUCCUUGCCGAGGCCGUACUGAGCGUGCCCAGAUCUUUGCACACACACACACCUAGAGAUUUCCUGCAGCGUCUCGUGCGCUUCAAAAACACACUGCCGCAGGACCGACCCAUCGGUGCGCACGGCUCGGGGUCAGAGUUCACGUGGGGUUUGGGAGCAGACGGCUCCGGCCGCGUGUGUGUAGAAACGGUCUGUAGUAAACACCAGUUGGUGGCGUCUGUGCUGCAGUGUGUGAACAGACUGCUGCGCGUGGAGACGGUGAUACACACAUCACGGUCGCUCACACUCGCAGCAUUGCCCGAGCCUGGCAGCGACGAGGACGAAGAUGAUGAUGAUGAUGAUGAUGAUGAUGAAAUGUAACAGUGUAUUUAUGUUUUAGUUUAAAA
Molecule: messenger RNA, 1945 nt
Organism: Clarias gariepinus (North African catfish)
Lineage: Eukaryota; Metazoa; Chordata; Actinopteri; Siluriformes; Clariidae
Gene: bbs10
Product: Bardet-Biedl syndrome 10
Exons: 4
Coding region: 123-1919 (598 amino acids)
Biological process (GO): chaperone-mediated protein complex assembly
Molecular function (GO): ATP binding
Source: RefSeq, a predicted model, not a curated record